Cornus florida is the source of this 747-nucleotide messenger RNA. Its product is annotated as GDSL esterase/lipase At5g03610-like. The record is from RefSeq and is a predicted model, not a curated record. NCBI's taxonomy places the organism in Eukaryota, Viridiplantae, Streptophyta, Magnoliopsida, Cornales, Cornaceae. The coding region runs from base 1 to 747 and encodes 248 amino acids. The transcript is spliced from 4 exons. Gene Ontology annotation, molecular function: hydrolase activity, acting on ester bonds.
AUGGAUGCCUUGCUUUUAAUUAGUGCUUCGGGGAAUUGCCCAAGAUCAUUGGCAAGCUCGUGGAAACAACCUUAUGGAACUACGUUUCCCGGCAAACCAACAGGCCGCUUCUCCGAUGGACGUGUCCUCACUGAUUGUAUAGCUGCAUUUAUGGGCACCAAAUCUCCAUUUCCCUACAGAUGGAGAGAAUUUGGUGGGAAAUUGGUACAACAUGGGAUGAAUUUGGCUCAUGGAGGUACAGGUGUCUUCACCACAUUGGUCAGAGGACCAAACAUGACAACACAAAUCAAUUAUUUGCAAAACCUCCUUGAAGAAAAUGUGUACUCCAAACGCGACCUAAACUCGUCGGUUGCUCUGGUGUCCCUGGCAGGCAAUGACUAUGUUACUUACAUGGCGCACAAUGGCAGCCUUAAGGGUUUGCCAGCUUUCACCACCUCUGUAAUCAACCAGCUUGCCCUGAAUCUGAAACGGAUUCGCGGGUUGGGAGUGCGAAAAGUAGCCGUAACAACCAUGGAACCCUUGGGGUUCUUGCCGACAUUCACUGUCUCAUCUUUGUACCAGAAUUGCAUUGCAACUGAAAAUGCAGCCACAAUGUUCCAUAACCAAAUCUUACAACAAGCAGUGCAGAGGUUGAACAAUGAAAGCAGGGGGCAUGUGUCUGUGAUGCUUGAUUUAUACAGCGCUUUCAUGUAUGCAUUCAAGAUAAAAGAAAACCAUUCAGGUGAUCAUUUUUUACAGACCAUAUAG